Molecule: messenger RNA, 4201 nt
Organism: Peromyscus maniculatus bairdii (prairie deer mouse)
Lineage: Eukaryota; Metazoa; Chordata; Mammalia; Rodentia; Cricetidae
Source: RefSeq, a predicted model, not a curated record
CUAGGUACGAGAAUUUCUUCUCUUUAUAUCUUUUGUGAUCCCUCUACACAUUGUGUCUAGAAAAUCAGGCAAUCAAUGACGGGGCUUCUGCUUGUGAGAGUUUGCCCGUUUUGGACAUUGAAUGUGAAAACCUUUGCAUCUUCUGAUAGUCUAGCCAAGGUCCAAGAAGUAGCAAGCUGGCUUUUGGAAAUGAAUCAGGAACUGCUCUCUGUGGGCAGCAAAAGACGACGAACUGGAGGCUCUCUGAGAGGGAAUGCUUCCUCAAGCCAGGUAGAUGAGGAACAGAUGAAUCGCGUGGUAGAGGAGGAACAACAGCAGCAACAGAGACAUCAAGAGGCGGAGCACACUGCACGGAAUGGUGAACUUGUGGGGGCAGACCCUAGACCUGGAGACCAGAAUGACUCCCAGCAAGGGCAAGUGGAAGAGAACAAUAACCGCUUCAUUUCAGUAGAUGAGGACUCUUCCGGAAACCAAGAAGAGCAAGAGGAAGAUGAAGAACAUGCUGGGGAACAGGAGGAGGAGGAGGAGGAAGAGGAGGAGGAGGAGGAGAUGGACCAGGAGAGUGAUGAUUUUGAUCAGUCUGAUGACAGUAGCAGAGAAGAUGAACAUACGCACAAUAGCAAUGUCACAAACUGUAGUAGUAUUGUGGAGCUGCCCAUUCACCAGCUCUCUUCCCCAUUCUAUACAAAGACAACAAAAAGAGUAUUCAUCAACCAAGAGGAGUUUAAAAUGUCAAAGCCGGGAAAAGCUCCUGUGAACCAUGGCUUGGUUCCUGUUGAUCUUAAAACCUCAAAAGAACCUCUGCCACAUCAGACUGUGAUGAAGAUCUUUAGCAUUAGCAUCAUUGCCCAGGGCCUGCCCUUUUGUCGAAGACGGAUGAAAAGAAAGUUGGACCAUGGUUCUGAGGUCCGUUCCUUUUCUUUGGGAAAGAAACCAUGCAAAGUCUCAGAUUAUACCAGUACCACUGGGCUUGUACCAUGUUCAGCAACACCAACAACUUUUGGGGACCUAAGAGCUGCCAAUGGGCAAGGGCAACAACGACGCAGGAUCACUUCGGUCCAGCCACCCACCGGCCUCCAAGAGUGGCUGAAAAUGUUUCAGAGCUGGAGUGGACCAGAGAAGCUGCUGGCUUUAGAUGAGCUCAUUGAUAGCUGUGAACCAACACAGGUGAAGCAUAUGAUGCAAGUGAUAGAGCCCCAGUUCCAGCGAGACUUCAUCUCCUUGCUCCCGAAAGAGCUGGCACUCUAUGUACUUUCAUUCCUGGAACCCAAGGACCUGCUGCAAGCGGCUCAGACUUGUCGAUACUGGAGGAUUUUGGCUGAGGACAACCUUCUCUGGAGAGAGAAAUGUAAAGAAGAGGGAAUUGAUGAACCGUUGCACAUCAAGAGAAGAAAAAUAAUCAAGCCAGGUUUUAUACACAGCCCAUGGAAGAGUGCGUACAUCAGACAGCACAGGAUCGAUACCAACUGGAGACGAGGAGAACUCAAGUCUCCCAAGGUGCUGAAGGGGCAUGAUGACCAUGUGAUCACAUGCCUACAGUUCUGUGGUAACCGCAUAGUUAGUGGGUCUGACGACAACACUCUAAAAGUUUGGUCAGCAGUCACUGGCAAAUGUCUAAGAACGUUAGUGGGACACACCGGUGGAGUGUGGUCAUCACAGAUGAGAGACAAUAUCAUCAUUAGUGGGUCCACUGACCGGACUCUCAAAGUAUGGAAUGCUGAGACUGGAGAGUGUAUACACACUUUAUAUGGGCACACUUCCACCGUACGCUGUAUGCAUCUCCAUGAAAAGAGAGUUGUUAGCGGUUCUCGAGAUGCCACUCUCAGGGUUUGGGAUAUUGAGACCGGCCAGUGUUUACACGUCUUGAUGGGUCAUGUAGCAGCCGUCCGCUGUGUUCAGUAUGAUGGCAGGAGGGUUGUUAGUGGAGCGUAUGAUUUUAUGGUGAAGGUGUGGGAUCCGGAGACUGAGACCUGUCUACACACGUUACAGGGACACACUAAUAGAGUCUAUUCAUUACAGUUUGACGGCAUCCAUGUAGUGAGUGGAUCUCUUGAUACGUCAAUCCGAGUCUGGGAUGUGGAGACAGGGAAUUGCAUUCACACGUUAACAGGACACCAGUCAUUAACAAGUGGAAUGGAACUCAAAGACAACAUUCUUGUCUCUGGGAAUGCAGAUUCUACAGUUAAAAUCUGGGAUAUCAAAACAGGACAGUGUUUACAGACAUUGCAAGGUCCCCACAAGCAUCAGAGUGCUGUGACCUGUUUACAGUUCAACAAGAACUUUGUAAUCACCAGCUCAGAUGAUGGGACUGUGAAACUCUGGGACCUGAGAACGGGUGAAUUUAUUCGAAACCUAGUCACAUUGGAGAGUGGGGGGAGCGGGGGAGUUGUGUGGCGGAUCAGAGCCUCCAACACCAAGCUGGUGUGUGCAGUUGGGAGUCGGAAUGGAACUGAGGAAACCAAGCUGUUGGUGCUGGACUUCGAUGUGGACUUGAAGUGAAGGAGCAGACAAGAUGAGUUUUGUCCAGCUGUGUAGACAAUAUGCUCCCUACCCUUCCCCCUGCGCAAAAAACAAACAAAAAACCGAAAAGGAAAAAAAAAAAAAACAGAAAAGAAAAAAAAAAGAAAAAAGAGAAAAAAAAAGAAAAGGAAAAAAAUCCCUUGUACUCAGUGGUGCAGGACGUUGGCUUGGGGCAACAGACUGCAGAGACCUACAGACUAAGAAGGUAAGAAGGAUGAAAGAGACCAGAAACCGGAACUGACAGAGGUGGCGGCCAUCGCAGCACCUACAGGCUUCAUUUCUGACUGAGGGGCAGCUUUGCAAAACGAGACUUUCUCAACGCAACCAGGUGCAAUUAUCCUUGAUUUUCUUCUCCAGUGGUCAUUGGACAGAGCCACACCAAGACAUUGUUACCGUCACCUAGAAAGGAGUGGCAAUACUAUCCAAACCUGUGCUGGUUCAUCUUCUAAUCAGAAAGCAUCUGCAACAAAAGUCAUUUUUCUGAAGUGGAAAAGCUUAAAGAAAUUACUGUGAAUUGUUUUUGUACAGUUAUCAUGAAGCUUUCUUUUUAUUUUCUUUUUUUUCCUUUUCCUUUUUUUUUCUUUUUUUGUUUUUGUUUUUGCCAACCAUUGCCAAUGUCAAUCAAUCACAGUAUUAGCCUCUGUUAAUCUAUUACUGUUGCUUCCAUAUACACUCUUCAGUGCAUCCGUUGCUCGAAGUUGGCAAGUUGUCCUGGGUUCUGUGAGUCCUGAGAUGGAUUGAACUCUCGCUGCUGGUGCUAGAAGUAGGUCUUGAGAUACGGGAUCGUGUCCCACCCUGUACUGUACUCCAGUGGCCAAACUUAUUUAUGCUGCUAAAGGAAAGAAAGAAAAAGCAAAUUAUUUUUUUUUAUUUUUUUUCUGCUGUGACGUUUUAGUCCCAGACUGAAUUCCAAAUUUGCUCUAGUUUGGUUACAGAAAAAAAGACUUUUUAAUGCCACUGAAACUUGAGCCGUCUGUGCCUCUAAGAGGCUGAGAAUGGAAAAGUUUCAGAUAAUAAAGAGUGAAGUUUGCCUGCAAAUAAAGAAUCGAGAGUGUGUGCAAAGCUUAUUUUCUUUUAUCUGGGCAAAAAUUAAAACACAUUCCUUGGGACAGAGCCUGAGGUGCCUGUUCUGUGGAGAAACUUCUUUUUUGAGGGCUGUGGUGAAUGGAUGAACGUACAUAGUAAAACUGACAAGAUAUUUUAAAGAUAUAUAUAAUACAAAAUAAAAGAAAGUUGCUGGUCAGUCGUAGCAUCUUGCAGUAUUUGGGAAAACAACUGUUACAGUUUCAUUGCUCUGAGUAACUGACGUGAGAGGAACAUUCGCUCUGUAGUGAUGGCGUCACACGCAAACCAGCGCGAUGAACCAGCGCGAUGAAGCAUCGCGAUGAACGGGAGUCAGAUGGUCCGCCUCAUUCACCAGGAGCCGUAACUCAAGCUGAACUGUGAAAGUGGUUAACACUGUAUCCUAGGCAGUCUUUUUUUCCUCCUGUUUAUUUUUUUGUUUGUUUUAUUUAUAGUCUGAUUUAAAACAAUCAGAUUCAAGUUGGUUAAUUUUAGUUAUGUAACAACCUGACAUGAUGGAGGAAAACAACCUUUAAAGGGAUUGUGUCUAUGGUUUGAUUCACUUAGAAAUUUUAUUUUCUUAUAACUUAAGUGCAAUAAAAUGUGUUUUUUCAUGUUA